GGAAGCACCGGAUGAAAAAAGAGCUGCAGAUCUCAAUGGACUGGGCCCUAAUUGUAGUUUUGCAAGUCAUGUUUCAGCCAUCUCUGUCAGUGUUGUUCACUGUUGUGGCAGAGCGAACCACGUACGAGUCAACGUUUGGAGGAGAUGUUGUGAUGGGCUGCAGGUUUCAGCCUAAAUUCUCAAAUCCUCAUGCUGACCUGAAAGUGACCUGGCACUGGACCAGCCUCCCCUCGGUUCGGGAAGUGUACCGUAUGGAUAACUGGGAUGAGCACUUGGCGUCCCAGGACUAUCGGGGUAGGGUGAGGCUUCUCACUGAGGAGCUGCAGGAAGGCUGGGCCAGGUUACAGAUCUCAAGGCUCAGGAUCAAUGACUCUGGGACCUACCAGUGUUCGGUACAGACAGCAGAAGGAGCUGAUUAUAAAGCAAUAACUUUGUCCGUUGUAGCACCUUAUAACGCAGUGACUAAACGCAUUCAGAAGGCUGCAGAGGAGGAUGAGUUGCUGCUAACCUGCCAGUCUCGGGGGUACCCCGAGUCCUCUGUUAUGUGGCAGGACGGCCACCUGGAAAGACUCAAUCCCGAUACCACUGUUGUAUCAACUGCAGACCAGCUCUUCACAGUCACCAGUCAGAUACGCGUCAGAUCAUCAGACAAAAACAACUACACGUGUUUCUUUACACAAGAUGGCAACUCUGCAACAUUUCACAUUCCAGAUGAAAUUCCUGUUCUAAAAGUAAAAAAUGAUGCUCUCAUCAUUGUGUUGAGCAUAGGAGUGAUACUGGUUGUGAUCAUCAUUGCAGUGCUCAUGUACAGACGACGAAAAGGCUCCAAUGCUAAUAAUACCAGGAACCUUUUGGUCGAUGGUCGAGGCAGGUCUGCUUCUGCUGUUGUCUGCCUCGAAAAAGAUGAAGACAAUGAGGAAGAGAUAAGCGUGUUUAAUGAAGUUUCCAUGGAGGACAAUCUGGGAGUGUUUCUGAGAGCCCACUAUUGUGACUUCUCCUUCAGCCCAGAGGUGAGACAUCACGGGAAUGCUUUUGUUGUGGAGGAGCUGCGUCAAAGGCUGCGAAACAAUGAGGGCCAGCCUGUGAAUCUUCAAGCUUUACUCCCAGAAGCAGGAGAGACACUUUUCCUUGAGGGACCCCCAGGAAGCGGGAAGACAACCGUAGCCCACAUCCUGGUCUCUUGUUGGACUGAGGGGUCCACACAUGCCCUCCCUAACCUCCUCGAUCUCAGCACCCUUCCACUUCUCUUCUAUGUCGACGGCAGCAAAGUGAAGGGUGACCUCUUUCAGGAAAUAACAAUUCAACUUUCUCUCAAGGAAAAGAUAUCCACGGAGGAUGAGCUAAGGACGGUGUUAACCAGGUCCGGUGAGGCUCUGCUGCUGUUGGAUGCGUAUAGAGAAGGGAACCAAUUUUUCGAUGAGUCCUUGAGGAAGUUUCUAAGGGAAAAAGGAGGAUGCAGGGUGUUGGUCACGGCCUGCCCGGGACACUGCCCCACACUCAAGGACACGGUUGAGACAGAGAGGGUGCUGCAGCUCCAAACAGUAUGAUAUAUGGUCACACAUGGUUGUGACUAACAAAGACAUUAAGCACUUUUUACAUGUUAAACAAACAUGUGUGGUUAGAUUUUGUAUAAACCCAGAUAUGCUGCGAAAUGUGUUGAUUUCGAUAUGUGCUGUAAAUACUACUAUUACAUUCUUUAUAGGGCAGCCCUGCAAGUCAUUUUGAUUAAAAAUA
Molecule: messenger RNA, 1734 nt
Organism: Anarrhichthys ocellatus (wolf-eel)
Lineage: Eukaryota; Metazoa; Chordata; Actinopteri; Perciformes; Anarhichadidae
Product: CD276 antigen-like
Exons: 10
Coding region: 12-1547 (511 amino acids)
Biological process (GO): cell surface receptor signaling pathway; immune response; T cell costimulation
Cellular component (GO): external side of plasma membrane
Source: RefSeq, a predicted model, not a curated record